AAUUGUUGUGUUAGCUGUCAAAAUUUCAGUUAAUUUUGCCCGCGUUCUUCGAAUGAUUUGUGUAUUUUCAAUAUAAAAUUUCGCAAAUUAAGUGGAAAAUGUGUGCAGUGGAUUGUGUUGUUUGAAGAUAUAAUACCCUUGUUCCAAAGCUUCAGUGUAAUACAAAAACGAAAACAUAACCUAAAAGUUUGUUUACGUUUUAUAAAUGAAAGAAAAACAAUACAGGACUAAGCUAUCGCCAAAUACAAAUCCAAAUAUGCGGGAAGCAGACGCGGUGCAGCAUUGUUACCCGCACCAAAUCCGUGAAAAAGCAAAUGGUUUUUCGUCAAAUACAUACACCAGUGAACUUCCUUCGGGAAAAAAUUUCAAUCAUCUUCAUCCCGUUUACAAAUAUGUGGAUAGUUUUUUAAGUAAUCCUGCCAUAAAUAAACGACCGACGUCUGUGGUUUGUUCGAGUUGUAUGAAUAAUAGAGAGUUUUCGCAUGGCAGAUACUGCAAAAAGAACUCAAUACGUUACAUCGGUAGCGAUUACGCACCACGAACUUGUGUCGAUCCUUCCGGUCGUUCGUAUCGAGCUAAUUAUCAAAUUAUGGGGAACAACAAACAGAAUAAUAUUCAAAAUAAUCUGCAUAGCAGGAAUACUCAAUAUUGUGCUAUAAGAACGCCAUCGCCUUGUUUCCACCGCCGACAGAACAAUCUAAGUUACACAAUAAAAGUAAAAUUGGACUCGCCGUCAACGAAUCCCCCAUGUACUCCCACGCCAGUAGAAUCAAAUUACUAUGUAGACGGAUUAAAAAAUGAAAUUAAACAAAGCAAAGCACAAAUAUGCCAGUUAAUAACAAAACCUUCCGCAAAGAGUGUUGAAACUCUAACACGCGAUUUGGCAAGGCCAGUGGAUGACCAGUACGUUAGAAAAUUGAAAGAAGAGCUGAUUUGUAGAAAGACUAAAUGUAUCAAUGAAGCCAAAAAUAUUAUCAGCGAACUACAAAAUGAAAUCACGGGCUUUAGGCUUAAAACUAAAACUAAAGUUUCUUCAUCGUGUUCUGACAUUGGUGCUGGUGAUCAACCUCCCCCGACGUCAAAUAUUUGUUUGGAUGCUCCUAAAAUUGUAGAAUGUCGUUCCGGCAGCAAAAAAAACAUUGGCGAAAAGAGGGUGCUUUUGUCUUGCUCUCCACGAGGAGAACCUCCAAGGUGGACUGAGUGCAAAACUUUGUGGCAGGCUCAGGGUGUGUCUAAAGAAACGACGGAAAAUUGUGCGUCACAAAACAUAAAUUUCGAAGCAAAACUAGAAGAAGCCCAUAGUUUAAUAGAAAAAGUUAGAGCAACACUAAGGGAUAUAGGUAAAGGCAUACCGAAGAGCUCAGAGCAAAAUAAUAUGCCAUCAAUAGAACAAAUAAAUGCAAAUGAUCAAAGCUUACGUACAACAUGUUCAUUCCCCGGAGAAUGUCUACUUAAGAAUGCGAUAUCUAAUAGUCUAAGUGAAGAAAGACAGGCUCUCAAAUCACAAGAUAAGGAAAAAAAGGAAGAUGAGUCAUUACAAAGAGGCUCCAAAAAAGAUGUCAGAGCACAAGACGGUACAGUGAAGGAGAAACACUUAAGGAAUGAAAGCUCUACGAAAGAAAAAGUAAUAAAGAAAGUUGACAGUCUACAAAAAGAUGGUACGAAUGAAAAGGAGAUAAAAAAAGAUGAUAAAAUACAACAAAAAGGCAAAAAAAAGAUGGGAACAAAAAGAGAUAAAAGUCCACGAAAAAUUAGUACCAUGACAAAAAAGACUGAUAAAAAUAAAGAAAAAAAGUUACUAGAAGAAAAACGUGAGCUAUGUAAAAAUAAUCGACACAUUACUGUAAAAGAAGAAAUAGAAUUAGAAGCAAAGCCGGAAAAAGCUGAUCUCACGAACGAAAGCAAUUCUACACCCACCGAUAAGAAAAGUGAAACGUUAAUACCAUUAGCAACGGAAGCAGAAGAAAACGACCCAAAGCAGAUCAUAACUAUACAGAGUGUAAAACCUAUGCUAUCCGAUGAUGAUUUUACAAAUAAGUCUGACGGUGUUUCUCAAAGUAUGGAUUUAUUACAAGAGAAAUUAAAGGUUAUUUCAGAAGAAGAUACUGCAGUUCCAGUGAGUCGAAUGGAACGAGGUAGUAGUCCAAUAAACUUUCUGGGUGAUGCCAACAGCCAACCGGAUCAAUCUUUUAAAGUCCGGAUACAUAAAAAUGAUCUUGAAUGCAUUUUGCCUUCGGUCGUAGAGCAUAACUCACAGUCUGCAAACAAUGAAGUCUUCAAAGACUUGAAAGCGAAUCAUGUUGACACUGAUGGUGAAAUUCCUAAAUUGACCGAAAAUAAUCUCACAAAAGCGGCCAAUAAAACAUAUCCCUCAGGCAGUACAUCUGCAUCUCUGCAUGAUACGAUAACAUCGAAUACAGGUUCAUUUGAAAGAAUAUCGGAAAAAUCGAGCGAAAAAUGGACGAAAGCAACGAGAUUGUCAAUCCAAAAGAUGCCUCCAGUAAAUAUUCGAGGGGGCUUAGUUAUGCAAAAGACCCUACACUUAUGCAUAAAACCAUCCGGCAGUGUAACCAAUGACGUAGGCAAAAAUCGGGCAAACAUUGGUUAUAAGGAAAUUACAAUGGUUUCAAACACAAGUUUAGCAUCUGGUAGAUGCCCAGAUGAUUGUAAGAAUAUAGAAGGCGGUUACUGCAAGAGUAAUAUUUAUAAAGCAAAGAGUGUAUUUAAAGAUAUAGGAAGCGUUGAGAAAUUAGAUAGGAGAACCAUAGCUGCAUUAGAUGAAGAUACAUAUAAAUUAUAUAAAUCGUUUCAGAUUUUUGACGGUAAAUAUGAAAGCGGAAGGAAUGAAACGUUAGACACCUUAACUACAACUAGAAAACCUGAUCAAAUAAACCCUAUGGAGAGUAAAGAUACAGUUAUGAAAAUGUCAUCAGUAUUUAAACAGAAUAGAAGUAGUGUACGUCCUUAUUCCCCAAGUGUGAGCGAUUCCCUUGUUAUAACUAAAGCAAAUAAAAAUCCGUGGGCUAUCGGAUUCUAUAAAUCGAAAGCAACGCAGUGCAAUGACCUUAAUAAUUCUAUACGAUCACCACGAAAAUUACCGGUAUCUGAAAAAAGCUAUAAGACGGCAUUGCCCGUACAAGAUAUUCCACCUAAACCUCAACAGAAGUUACAUAAACAUAUAUUAGUUGAAUUAGAUACGGAAAGUGACGUACCUACAGACAUGCCUGCAGAUGUACCUACUCUAGAAAAAUCAAAUGUAUCUACUCUAGCUUCAGAAGAUGUUAAACCAGAUUGUCAUUUUGAGGAACAAGAAAUAUCGACUCAUUCAUUAGAAACGAGUUCUGUAGACAUGGCGACAUCGCAAAGUGCAACACGUCCAGAGUCAACGAGGACUAAUACCACGGAACAAGACUCUUCUUUGGAAGAAAAUGCUAACGACACCUCAAGUUCGCAUCGAAACGUUAAUGAAAAUGUGGAGAACAAAGUUUCUGAAGAAUCGGCUCCAAAAUUUCAAACCAUAAGUGUGGGUGACAUUCUUACUGCUCUUCAAGACUACCCUAACGACGAGAUGCUCAGUAGUUCGAAAGAUUACGUCAGUGACGGUUUUCAGAUCAAGGAAAAAACUGAGUCAGUUUUGGAUAAACCACUUGUUCCAGAACUGCCCAUUAACAAAAAAAAAGACGAAAAAAAGGAAAAAACAGUGAAGUCGGCGCACGAUUUUAGUAGCAGCAGCAGCAGUAGUGGAAGUAGCUAUUACAUUCAUGGCAGUCUCACUAGUCCACAGCGGAAAGCUGCUUCCAUGACACCACCGGCGGCAACUUCUGCAACGAAUCAACCAGCUCCAUCCAUCUCGAGUGCGAAACGUCCACAAGAUCCAUCAGAUGAAAAGAUAGACAAAAAAAGUUCACUGAAAAACAGUGAAUUUAUAAAUUCAUUAAAAAUCGCUCCAGACGAAGUAAAAAACGAAGACUUUAAUCGCGAUAAUAAUAAAAGGAAAGGACCCAAAAAGUCCGAUAAAGUCGAAGUAGAACAUGAAGUAUCUAAAGAAGUUAAACCCCCAAUCCCCCUCGGACAAAAAGUGGACGAAAGUAUUCAAGUUUCCUUGGAGUCAUUGGAAAGUGAUUCGUCUACCGACAGUAGUUUCGAGGAGGAAAGAGAACGGGCAAACACUAUAGCUUACUUCAUAAAAGGUUUAACAGGAACUUCACAAGAGCAAUUAGAGAAACUCCGUAGUAAUCCAAGUUUUCCCAAAACUGAUCUGCAGACCUAUUCUAAAAGUGCCUUAAAAUUAUCUGUUCCAGAUGUCCGCUCAAGUUACAUUAAAAUGUCCGAAACAUCGAAAACUAAAAAAGAUGAUGAAAAAAGAAUGCCCUCUGCUGAUACCGAAGAAGAAGUAGAAACUCUUGAUUAUGUUAAACCGUCAAUAGCAAUUGUUUCAUCGGAUGAUGAUUUAUCAGAUAAAACAAAAUUGCAGCGCUUGAAGCAAUUUCAGAAAAUGCAAGGAUCCGUGCAACACGGAGGCGAUAAAAAUGAAAAAACUGUAAUGAGAGUGACAGCAGAAAAAAAUAAUUCAAUAGAGGGUGAACACUCUCAUAUGUUGUCGAAGAGACACUUACCUUUCUACCGACGUGUACUCGGUCGAAUAAUCGAACCUAAUUCGAAAAGACCAAUGCCAAAGUCACUCAGUGACGCACAUCCGGUUGAAGAGUCGAUUUCUGAAGGAGAAAUUAAGUGCAGAAAUAGUCAGAGUAUAGGAGAAGUUGGUUCGUAUAAAUAUAUUGACAGAAAGAAGAUCGGUAAAGCCGGGGUUAAAUAUCUCAAAAAACACUUGGAUGAGGUAAACAGAAAAGAAACGGGAGACCAAUCUGUUAGAAUUGCUAGGCAAAGAGCGCAAUACAACAAUUGGGUAACUUAUUAUUUACAGAAACAGCAUAACGUUUCGUUAAACGAUGAUAGUAGUUUUUCCUCUUCUGUUAAUAAAGCUGGGAAAUAAGCAACAGUGUUGUAAAAAUUAUGUGUAAUUGUAUGAUAAAACUUUCUUUUAUAAUGUGA
Zophobas morio is the source of this 5052-nucleotide messenger RNA. RefSeq lists its product as uncharacterized. The coding region runs from base 206 to 4993 and encodes 1595 amino acids. NCBI's taxonomy places the organism in Eukaryota, Metazoa, Arthropoda, Insecta, Coleoptera, Tenebrionidae. The transcript is spliced from 4 exons. The record is from RefSeq and is a predicted model, not a curated record.